Molecule: messenger RNA, 1718 nt
Organism: Phacochoerus africanus (Common warthog)
Lineage: Eukaryota; Metazoa; Chordata; Mammalia; Artiodactyla; Suidae
Gene: DNAJC8
Product: DnaJ heat shock protein family (Hsp40) member C8
Exons: 9
Coding region: 275-1021 (248 amino acids)
Cellular component (GO): nucleus
Source: RefSeq, a predicted model, not a curated record
GGAGGAAAGCAAUGGAGGAGAUUGGGAAAAACAGGAGCAGAGGGUCAGAAGGCGAGAUUUCGGCUCCUGGAGCUAUUAGAUUUAGGCAUGUGUCCAUCCCUCCCUUACGAUUCCAAUCCUAAAGUUGUUAUUUUUAAACACCCAAAGGAAGUCUUCCCUUUCCUGGACUACUAGCAUCAAUAAGAUGGGUACUACGCUAGUGAGAGUGGGCAGCUUUGUCCAGGAUUCCUUGACUUAGUCAUCAAGACUUGUGAGCAAAUUUUCUUAAAAAAGUAUGUGUAUAUGGUCAGUGUUCUUUAGUUGCGAUGGCAUUUCACUCUCAAGUCUCAGUUUAAAUGUGAAACAAAUAGAGAAGAGAGAUUCAGUUCUAACGUCUAAAAAUCAGAUUGAAAGAUUGACUCGUCCUGGUUCCUCCUACUUCAACUUGAACCCAUUUGAGGUUCUUCAGAUAGAUCCUGAAGUGACAGAUGAAGAAAUAAAAAAGAGGUUUCGGCAGCUAUCCAUACUGGUGCAUCCUGACAAAAAUCAAGAUGAUGCUGACAGAGCACAAAAGGCUUUUGAAGCUGUGGACAAAGCUUACAAGUUGCUACUGGAUCAGGAACAAAAGAAGAGGGCCCUGGAUGUAAUUCAGGCAGGAAAAGAAUACGUGGAACACACCGUGAAAGAGCGAAAAAAGCAAUUAAAGAAGGAAGGAAAGCCUACAAAUGUGGAGGAAGAUGAUCCUGAGCUGUUUAAACAAGCAGUAUACAAACAGACCAUGAAACUCUUUGCUGAGCUGGAAAUUAAAAGGAAAGAAAGAGAAGCCAAGGAGAUGCAUGAAAGGAAGCGACAAAGGGAAGAAGAGAUUGAAGCUCAAGAAAAAGCCAAACGAGAAAGGGAGUGGCAGAAAAAUUUUGAGGAAAGUCGAGAUGGUCGUGUGGACAGCUGGCGAAACUUCCAAGCUAAUACCAAGGGGAAGAAAGAGAAGAAGAACCGGACCUUCCUGAGACCACCGAAAGUAAAAAUGGAACAGCGUGAGUGACCUGAGGUCACGGCCACAGAACCUUCCUUCGGCUCUCCCCUUCCUGCUCUGAAGGACUCAUUCUUUUUCCCAUUUUCACCCCAACAUAGAGUAGUCUUUGCUUUUUAGUCCAUUUUGUUUUCAAUACAAUUUAAUAUCGAUCAGAGUAAUUCUUUUGUACAUUGAAAUGAGGGGCUCGGUUUAAAAAGAAACCUCCCCCACCCCUACCCCAGACCAACCAGGAUCGGAAGGUGCCGCCAUUGGUGCUGCCUUCUCCUCCCACAGCCUGUAACUUAAUGUUUUGUACUCCACUCAAUUGUGAUGGUUAGAAACUUUGUGUAUAGUUUGUGGAAAUCAUCCAGUUAAUUAAACACGUUGCUUAAAAUGGUGUUGCCUUGACUUCAGAGACAAGCCCGGGCCACCUUAGGAAGCCCCUUUGCUUCAGUUGCUUGCUUCUGGGUGUGGCGUCCUUCCAAGCCCCAGAUCAGACGGGGAAGGCAGUGGGCACACAGAGCAGCCACUCGAUGCCCUGACGUCCCCUGGAGUUUGGCAUGUGCUUUCCUGUCCGGCCAGUCUGCGUGGCACGAGGCUGCAAGCCACCCAAACCUGUUCACUUUCCAAAGAGCUGGCCAUUCUCCAUCGUGUACCGUUGUGUCCUAGCCUGUCUGCAUUUGUUAGUGGUAAUAUUCUGUAUGUGUAAUAAAUUUUUAUACCCUAA